Lemur catta (Ring-tailed lemur) is the source of this 2833-nucleotide messenger RNA. It is a transcript of the gene COLQ, whose product is annotated as collagen like tail subunit of asymmetric acetylcholinesterase. Bases 1 to 1389 code for a protein of 462 amino acids. The transcript is spliced from 17 exons. The record is from RefSeq and is a predicted model, not a curated record. Gene Ontology annotation, molecular function: heparin binding. NCBI's taxonomy places the organism in Eukaryota, Metazoa, Chordata, Mammalia, Primates, Lemuridae.
AUGACGGUCACAGCGCCCACAGCAUCUGCUCGUUUACUGACCAUCUUAAUUCAGCAAAGGCAAGGGCAGGGCUAUGCCGAGGCACAGUCGGGAGAACGCGGCGGUUGUCUCUGCACAGCCCUCCCCAGCCUGGACCAGAAGAAGCGCGGCGGGCACAGAGCGUGCUGCCUGCCGACGCCCCCGCCGCCGCCGCUCUUCCCGCCUCCGUUCUUCAGGGGGGGCCGCAGCCCGCUCCUCUCCCCAGACAUGAAGAACCUCAUCCUGGAACUGGAGACCUCGCCGUCCUCGUGCAUGCAAGGCUCGCUCGGCUCCCCUGGGCCUCCCGGCCCCCAGGGUCCACGAGGACUUCCUGGCAAGACAGGACCAAAGGGAGAAAAGGGGGAGCUUGGCCGACCAGGAAGGAAGGGCAGACCUGGCCCCCCAGGUGUUCCUGGUAUGCCUGGGCCUGUCGGCUGGCCAGGCCCUGAAGGACCCAGGGGUGAAAAAGGUGACAUGGGUAUGAUGGGCCUGCCAGGGUCAAGAGGACCAAUGGGCUCCAAGGGAUACCCUGGAUCCAGAGGGGAAAAGGGAUCUAGAGGUGAAAGGGGCGACUUGGGUCCCAAAGGAGAAAAGGGCUUCCCAGGAUUUCCUGGAAUGUUGGGACAAAAAGGUGAAAUGGGCCCAAAGGGUGAGCCUGGGAUAGCAGGACACCGAGGACCCACAGGAAGACCAGGAAAACGAGGCAAGCAGGGACAGAAGGGAGAUAGUGGAGUUACGGGCCCACCCGGCAAGCCUGGGGCUUCUGGUCAACCCGGCCGCCCAGGCCCCCCGGGACCCCCAGGCCCCCCGUCUGCAGGACAACUUGUCAUGGGACCCAAAGGGGAAAGAGGAUUUCCCGGGCCUCCAGGAAGAUGUCUCUGUGGACCCCCUGUGAAUGUGAAUAACCCUUCCUACGGGGAAUCCGUGUAUGGGCCCAGUUCCCCGCGAGUUCCUGUGAUUUUUGUGGUCAACAACCAGGAAGAGCUCGAGAGGCUGAACACCCAAAACGCCAUUGCCUUCCGCAGAGACCAGAGAUCUCUGUACUUCAAGGACAGCCUUGGCUGGCUCCCCAUCCAGCUGACCCCUCUCUACCCUGUGGAUUAUGCUGUAGACCAGCACAGCACCUGUGGGGACGGGGUCCUGCAGCCUGGGGAGGAGUGUGACGACGGUAACAACAAUGUGGGUGACGACUGCAUCAGCUGUCACCGGGCCUACUGUGGAGACGGUCACCGGCAUGAGGGUGUGGAGGACUGUGAUGGCUCCGACUUCGGCCACCUGACGUGCGAGACCUAUCUGCCUGGGUCGUAUGGAGACCUGCGGUGCACCCGGUACUGCUACAUCGACUCCACGCCCUGCCGCUACUUCACAUGAGGGCCCCGCGGGGAAGGUGGGCUGCGCCCCACGUCACCGGCAGCAGCGUCUUCACUGUACCAACUGGCCUUCGCGCUGUCCUGGUCCAGUCUCCGCCAACCUUUGUGCGACAAAAACAAACUCCUGCUGCUAAGACGUGCUUUUAACUCAGUCUGACUGGAAGAAUUUUAGGACCACUGCAUCCUGUCUUGCUCCAAAGGACCAGAAAACCUUCCACAUGCCCAGCCUGGGAACUGUCCCCCAUCACUACCAUGCGGCCUGACAGCCGCUACAACGCCCUUCCUCUUCCAGACAGUGGCUGACCCAGGCUGUGGACUUGGCUUAGCACUGUUAGACACACACAGGCCUCCGGGGCUGGCAGUUUGUCUCGAUCUCCCGUCUGGGGAGUCUGGAGUCCGGGCCUCCCGCCCUCUGCCGUCUGCACCGGGCAUGCUCACCGGGGCCGUGGCCACCGGCUCUCCCAAGGCCUGUGAACCACAAAGCAGGAAAGCAGGCACGUUCUUUCAGUGUGGCUCACAGCUUUGGACCCGCCAAGGGACCCCGCAGCUGGCCACAGGCUGGCCCAGACCCGAGUGGAUGUGGCUCCCCCAGGAGAGACUUAACUGUGAAAAAGUACCGAGAAACCCGCCAGACCCAGGCCCGCCCAGCGGAGGGCGGAGGCCACGUGAGCAGCAGCAGGGCAGCGGCCGCCCCCCCUCCCUGCUUCCUUUCGAAAUCCCUGGCAGCAUCUUGACCUCGUGGCUCUCUCUGCACUUUGACCUGUCUUGCGAAUGUCCCUCAUGUCCAUUUCCCAUCCAGGAGACUCACGGGCACAGAGCGACCUCCCCAAGUCCACACCCGCGCAGGCUGUUGGUGUUUCCCUGGUCCUUAGGAAGACACCUCCCUCGGUUUCCCCGCCUGGGGCCCCACCGCUGAGGACACUCCCCUCGCCCAGCCCCGCGCUUCUGCUGACUCCUGUGAGUGCCCUGUGACCGCUUUUGUGUCUGCGUGGUAGCCUUGUCCUCACGUCUGCGAGCCCGUGUCGGUGCUGCAUGUCUGCGAGCUGCCUUUCACCACCGCCCCUCCCGCGUGGGGCUGGGCUUUGCUGUGGAAACGCAUCUCCCGGGGGAGGUCCGCCCCGCGGAAGACCUCAGGUGGGAUUUGCCCGUUUGUUACCGGGUGGACGGACACCCUGGGGUUUUUACAUGGCUGUUUAAUGAGCCUGAGUCUUGGGGACACAGCAGGCAGGAGCCUUGGGCCCAGCAGGCCACCUGCUGGUGGUCUGUUGGUGGCCCAUUUCUCCCACAGGUGACAUCAGCCCGAGGGUGGUGUCUCUAGGGGCGAGUGCGUUGGUUGCUCCGGUUCCCUUGGCCCCUGCAGGUCCUGGGGAGAUGUCGCUUCCCUGCUGCUUCCACCGUCACAUUGAGAUUUCCGGAUGGGAAAUCGAGAAAUAAAGGCAGUUCAU